UGGUCCAAUAAAGGAGGGCGGCGUGGCCUGGCCUGCAGCGACUAGGACGCGCCUGCGCAGAGGUGGCAGCACGACCGGGGUUGACUCCGGGGGCGCGGCGAGGAGAGACAUGAGGCUGAGCUGGAUCCUGACAGUACUGUCCGUCUGCCUGAGUGCCCUGGCCAUGGCCACGAGGGCCGAGGGCAAACGGAAGCUGCAGAUCGGGGUCAAGAAGCGGGUGGACCACUGUCCCAUCAAAUCGCGCAAGGGAGACGUCUUGCACAUGCACUACACGGGAAAGCUGGAAGAUGGGACGGAGUUUGACAGCAGCCUGCCCCAGAACCAGCCCUUUGUUUUCUCCCUUGGCACAGGCCAGGUCAUCAAGGGCUGGGACCAGGGGCUGCUGGGGAUGUGUGAGGGGGAAAAGCGGAAGCUAGUGAUCCCAUCUGAGCUGGGGUAUGGAGAACGGGGAGCUCCCCCAAAGAUCCCAGGUGGCGCAACCCUGGUGUUCGAGGUGGAACUGCUCAAGAUUGAAAGACGUUCAGAACUGUAGCCAGCUGCCAUGGAGGGGCAGAGGGUGGGGGGCCAUCAGGGACCAAACUUUAAAAAACAAAAAAAUCCUUAAAAGCCCAA
This is a messenger RNA of Marmota flaviventris (yellow-bellied marmot), 612 nucleotides long. It is a transcript of the gene Fkbp2, whose product is annotated as FKBP prolyl isomerase 2. The record is from RefSeq and is a predicted model, not a curated record. Gene Ontology annotation, biological process: protein peptidyl-prolyl isomerization. Gene Ontology annotation, molecular function: peptidyl-prolyl cis-trans isomerase activity. Gene Ontology annotation, cellular component: endoplasmic reticulum. NCBI's taxonomy places the organism in Eukaryota, Metazoa, Chordata, Mammalia, Rodentia, Sciuridae.